GGCCCACCAAAAAAUAAAAAUAAAAAAAAAUUCAUCAACGGACGAGAAGUCGCCCUUCUCUGUAUAUAUGGGAGAAUCCAUGCCAUAUGUGUCUCCUCACUUUGCCUUUCCUGCAUUCACAAACUCCAUCAUGGAGCUCCCACGUAUGAGCUUAUGGGCAAUUUGGUCAUUUCUCCUUGCCUCUUCCAUUCACCUUCCAUGUUUCUUUGGAUCUGUCGCUCACUUCUCCAACGAAACUGAUCUCCUUGCUUUGCUCAAAUUCAAACAUCUAAUAACCGACGAUCCUCUCCAUUCUUUGAGCUCGUGGAACCAUACUCUCCACUUCUGCCACUGGCAAGGAGUCAAAUGCGGUGGUCGACGGCAUCCUCAAAGGGUCAUGGCCUUGAACCUCACUGGCCAGAAAUUGGUGGGCCCCAUAUCUCCCUACAUAGCAAACCUCACCUUCCUCAGGAUAAUCGAUCUCUCAGCCAACAGCUUCUAUGGGAGGAUUCCUGAAGAGAUUGGCCGGUUGUUCCGCUUGAGGUAUCUCCGUCUGAUCAAUAACACAUUCACUGGAGAAAUUCCAGCAAAUCUGACCCACUGUUUCAAACUCCAAUUUCUUGGACUUAGUGGGAAUCAGCUCGCAGGGAGGAUUCCGACUAAGCUUGGCUCUCUAUCGAAGCUCACCAACUUAAGCCUUCGUGGCAACAGUCUUACAGGAAGCAUCCCACCUUCACUUGGAAACCUUUCGUCUCUCUGGUAUCUUCUUCUCACAGAUAAUAGUCUGGAGGGCAGCAUCCCAGAUUACCUUUGUCAGAUGGUGAGUUUAAAGGUCCUUUCCAUAGGUGGAAAUAAACUGUCAGGUACGAUUCCGCAUCGGUUCUACAAUCUCUCCUCUAUUUUCCUUUUGGACGUGGAAUUGAACAGAUUGCAUGGAAAUCUUCCACCUAACAUAGGCCUCACCCUUCCUAAUCUCCAAGGGCUCCAUGCUGCAGGAAACCAAUUCACAGGACCCAUACCAGUUUCAUUAUCCAAUGCUUCCGGACUUGCAGUAAUUAACCUUAAUAUGAAUAGUUUUAGCGGAUCUGUGCCCAUGAAUUUUGGAAACCUCAAGGCUCUCUUCCGAUUAGAGUUGGGGCUAAAUGAACUUGGAAUUGGGAAAGCUUGUGACUUGAGUUUUCUUGAUUCUUUGACCAAUUGCAGUAGCUUACAAGUGGUGGAGGUGAGCAGCAAUCGUCUCAGCGGUGCGUUGCCCAACUCCAUAGCAAAUCUUUCGACCCAACUGACAAUCCUAUCUUUAGGAAGUAAUAUGAUAUUCAGAAGCAUCCCAUCUGGGAUUCAGAAUCUUAUUGGCUUAACAGCACUGAGUAUGGACGAUAAUUCUCUGACUGGUACAAUUCCCAUUGAUGUUGGGAAGCUUAACAAGUUGGAGGUACUUUACUUGGAUUCAAAUGGAUUAUCAGGGCAAAUUCCACCUUCCUUGGGCAACAUCACCAGAUUGUACCACCUUUAUUUACAUGGAAACAAACUAUCGGGGAGCAUACCUUCAAAUCUUGGUAAUUGCGUAGACCUGAACUUCAUAUACCUCAGCUAUAAUAACUUCAGCGGUACCUUACCCAAACAACUUUUCAGCAUUCCAUCUCUGAUUGAUCUCCAAGCUCAAAACAACUUUUUUACUAGUCUCCCAUCCGAAGCCGGUUACUUGAAAGCUCUUCAAAAGUUCAAUGUUUCGAAUAACAAAUUGUCAGGCGAAAUUCCAAGCUGGCUAGGCAAUUGUCUCAGCCUAGAGUAUCUCGUGUUGGAUGAGAACUUCUUUCAAGGAUCAAUUCCAUCAACAUUUAGUACUCUAAAAGGCCUUCGAUCCCUGGAUCUUUCACGCAACAACUUAUCUGGGAAGAUUCCAAGAUAUCUGGAGAAGUUUGCUCUAGAGUAUCUAAAUCUAUCCUUCAAUAAUUUUGAGGGAGAAUUACCAAAACAAGGGGUCUUUGGAAAUGCCAGUCGAGUUUCAGUGCUCGGAAAUAGUAAGCUUUGUGGGGGUAUUCAUGAAUUACAGUUGCCUCCAUGUUCUAGCCAAGCUUCCAAGAAACGGGGGAUCUCUCUUGCUUCAAAAGUCAAAUUCUCAAUAAUUGGUGCUGUCCUGGGUCUUAUUUCAUUGUCAUGUUUCUUUACCAUUCUUUAUCGGGUAAGAAAGUCAAGAAGGAAACCUCUUGCUGUGCCUUCUAUGGAGGCUCCUUUUAUGAACGUGUCUUAUGCGGAGCUCUUUAAAGCAACAGAUGAGUUCUCUCCUGCCAAUUUGCUCGGAACCGGAAGUUUUGGUGCUGUAUAUAAAGGGAUUCUAGAUCGUGUUGGGACUAUGGUAGCAGUGAAAGUCUUCAACCUUCAACAACAAGGAGCUCUGCGGAGCUUCAUGGCCGAAUGUGAUGCGUUAAGAAACAUUAGGCAUCGGAAUCUUGUUAAGAUCUUAACUUGUUGCUCGAGCAUUGAUUUUAAGGGCAAUGAUUUUAAAGCUCUAGUUUACGAUUACAUGUCCAAUGGAAGUCUAGAGAAGUGGUUGCACAGGGAGGACCAUGACCAGUCGAGAAGGAACUUGAAGUUUACUCAAAGGCUAAACAUAGCCGUAGAUGUGGCUUCUGCACUGGAUUAUCUACAUAAUCAUUGCCAAACAUCAAUCAUUCAUCAAGAUUUAAAGCCAAGCAACAUUCUUCUUGAUGAUGACAUGAUUGCUCAUGUGGGUGAUUUCGGGCUAGCUAGGUUCUUAUCUGAGGUUGGUCGAAGCAGCUCAGUUGGGAUGAAGGGAUCUAUUGGGUACAUCGCUCCAGAGUAUGCGAUGGGUGGAAAAGCAUCUACACAAGGAGAUGUUUACAGCUACGGAAUCCUUCUACUGGAGAUGAUCACUGGAAAGGGGCCAACUGAUGACGUGUUUAAGGACAAUCUAAGCCUUCAUCAUUUUGCUAAGCUGGCUUUGGCUGAACGAGUGAUGGAGAUUGUUGAUCCACAACUGCUCUUAGAAGAAGCUGAAGUUAUUCAAGGAAAUGAAAAUGAAAUCAAUACAAGAAAUAGAAUGCAUGACUGUUUGAUUUCAAUGGUCAAAAUCGGUGUUUUGUGCUCUGCAGAAUCUCCAAGUAAACGAAUGCAAAUGAGAGAUGUUGUUGUUGAAAUGAACACAAUCAAGGACUUGUAUCUCGGGGUCAAGAUUCGCCAAGACAAACAAGUUAGGUCGCAAAUAUUAGAUGAAGGUUUGUCUUAUCUCAGGCAUUACUAAGUUAGUAUUGGUGGUUAUUUUGAGAAAGAUUUCCAAAUGAAAUGAGUUUGUUGAAUCCUUCCCUAAACAAGCUCUUGAUAUAUCAAGACUUAGGUUAAGAGUGUAUUUGUAUUGAUAUUGAAUAUAUGAGAAAAUGUUUUUUUUUUUU
Magnolia sinica is the source of this 3389-nucleotide messenger RNA. RefSeq names its product probable LRR receptor-like serine/threonine-protein kinase At3g47570. Gene Ontology annotation, biological process: protein phosphorylation. The transcript has 2 exons. Bases 68 to 3241 code for a protein of 1057 amino acids. NCBI's taxonomy places the organism in Eukaryota, Viridiplantae, Streptophyta, Magnoliopsida, Magnoliales, Magnoliaceae. The record is from RefSeq and is a predicted model, not a curated record. Gene Ontology annotation, molecular function: protein kinase activity; ATP binding; protein binding. Gene Ontology annotation, cellular component: plasma membrane.